UUUUUUUCCACAUUUAUGUCAGAUUCGAAAUUAGCUGCUCAACUGGAUUGGCAGAAACGAUUCAACAUUAUUAAAGGAAUUGCUCGAGGAAUUUUGUAUCUACAUGAAGAUUCUUGUCUAAAAAUUAUACACAGAGACCUUAAAGUAAGUAAUGUUCUACUCGAUCAUGAGAUGAAUCCAAAAAUUUCUGAUUUUGGUAUGGCAAGAAUUUUUGAAGAUAAAAACGAAGCAAAUACCAAUAGAGUCGUUGGAACAUAUGGAUAUAUGGCACGAGAAUAUGCUAUGGAAGGACUCUUUUCUAUCAAAUCUGAUGUUUUCAGUUUCGGUGUCCUUUUGUUGGAGAUUAUUAGUGGAAAAAAGAACAAUGGUUUUCAUCAUUUAGAGCAUGGUGAAAGCUUGUUGACUUUUGCAUGGAAAUUAUGGUCCAAGGGCGAAGGAAUGGAGCUAAUAGAUCAAGUCCUUGUUCCUUCAUGUGUGGCUUCUGAGGUGCUAAAAUGCAUUCAUAUUGGGCUAUUAUGUGUGCAAGAAGACCCGGCAGACAGACCAACCAUGUCAUCUGUGAUUUUCAUGUUGGCAAGUGAUAGUACCAUAACACUUCUUUGUCCAUCUGAACCAGCAUUUUCCGUUGGGCGUGCAAUUGCAAAGCCAACUGAACCUAUUUCAGAUGAUCGAGUCUUUUCGGUUAAUGAGGUCACAAUUUCAAAUUUCUCACCUCGCUAAUUUGAUUGUUGUACGAACAAUACUAGUUUAUCAAAAAACUUUCAUUUUUAUUUCCCAGUUUGAAUUAACAACUAUGAAUACUAAAGCCAUGAUUUUUAAGAA
Gossypium arboreum is the source of this 822-nucleotide messenger RNA. Its product is annotated as cysteine-rich receptor-like protein kinase 10. The coding region runs from base 16 to 720 and encodes 234 amino acids. The transcript has 3 exons. NCBI's taxonomy places the organism in Eukaryota, Viridiplantae, Streptophyta, Magnoliopsida, Malvales, Malvaceae. Gene Ontology annotation, biological process: protein phosphorylation. Gene Ontology annotation, molecular function: ATP binding; protein kinase activity. The record is from RefSeq and is a predicted model, not a curated record.